Messenger RNA from Tribolium madens (black flour beetle), 1196 nucleotides. RefSeq lists its product as uncharacterized. The record is from RefSeq and is a predicted model, not a curated record. The transcript has 6 exons. Gene Ontology annotation, cellular component: plasma membrane. The coding region runs from base 1 to 1167 and encodes 388 amino acids. Gene Ontology annotation, biological process: sensory perception of smell; detection of chemical stimulus involved in sensory perception of smell. Gene Ontology annotation, molecular function: odorant binding; olfactory receptor activity. NCBI's taxonomy places the organism in Eukaryota, Metazoa, Arthropoda, Insecta, Coleoptera, Tenebrionidae.
AUGAAGUUUGUCGACCCGGAAGAACAAAAUGAUGAUUGUUUGGGAAUAUUAAGACUUUGUUCCAUUAACUUAUUUCAAACAUAUUUCGCAAAAUUAAUUUUAGUCAUUGCUUUCAUUAAUGUCACAGGAUUAACGAUAUUGCAAACUUACUACUCAAUAAACGGUUUUAGUACCAUACAAUUUAUAAAAUAUGCCCCUGUAUAUUUUGGACGCUUUUAUGUGUUAGUCUGUUUGUCUUUCAUUUUAUAUUACAUAAAUGUCAUGUAUAAGUCAUUUCAAAAAAUUCCUCUUUGGAAAUUUAAUACUGCUGGAACAGCAUAUGAAAAAAGAGUUAAACGAGAUGCUCUCUACACAAAAAUUUAUGUCGUUUUUAUUGUAAUCACAGGCUUUUGCGCUGCUGUUCUCUACGUGAUACCGACAGAAGAAGACCACGAAAUUUUUUUCAUUAUGACUUGGUUUGAAGAUAAUAUGUUGGAAUGGGCUGAUAUUCUAUCUUUAGGUCAUCGACUGACUUUUCUUUUUGUCUCUUUUUUAAUGCAAGCUCCUUGUUUGCAAAUUUGCUAUUUGUUGAAACAUGGCCAAUAUCAAGUUGGUAUCAUAAAGGUUUUGGUCGAAAAUAUACAUUUUGAGUUUGAAAACUUAGACGAAAUAGAUUUUAAUGAAAAGUUUCAUGAUGAAAUAAGAAAAAGAUUAGUGUUUUGUGUUAAACGCCACAUCUCUCUUUUCGUAACAUGCAAUGCAAUUGCUAAACAAGCAGGUAUCUUUGUUUUUCUUUUUGCUGUAACAGGAGCUAUGCUAGGUGUUAGUUUAAUGCUCUUUCUGUUUUUGAACGAAGAGAGUCUAACAUUAACUUAUUUUCGAAUUUGGGCUUUAAUUUUCGUUGCCAUUUUAACAGGAGUCCAAUACAUUAUACAAGGACAAAGUAUAGAAGACAUUACUGUUGAAUUUUUUGAAACGUUAACUCGAAUUAAAUGGUAUUACUGGAACAAAGAAAACAAAGUAAUUUAUCAGAUUUUUUUAAUUAACUCUUCAACACCGUUUUGUGUAAAGUUCUCGGAAAGUUUGGCAGCGAAUUACAAACUAGGAAUCGAUCUGUCUAAAGCUGUAUAUUCGAUGCUGUCGUUUAUGACGUACGUUAGAGAUUUUGUAAUAGCUAAAAAAAGUUAAACAGUUUUUCAUGGUACUGUUUACACAGG